This is a messenger RNA of Pocillopora meandrina, 2580 nucleotides long. Lineage: Eukaryota; Metazoa; Cnidaria; Anthozoa; Scleractinia; Pocilloporidae. The record is from the annotation of a GenBank genome assembly.
CACCUUACGAUUAUCUUUGACAUCCUCCACUCAAACUGAAGCCAUCAAACAGAAUAUUUUCAAAUCUUUGAUAGGAAAUUCAACAUUUCCACUUGCGCAACAAACAACGAGAAGUACGAGAGAUUUCGACGCAUUCAAAGACAUCAGACCAUUUAAAUUGUGACGAGUAUUGUUUUCCGAGACUUGAUUAAUGUAGGCAGGACGUGAAAUUGACAGCUUGACAGCGUCAAAUGCGAGGCGUGCGCGUGAAAGGAUGCAAAAAUUGAACAAGAGAUCUAGCGAUCGAAAAGUGCGUGCAUUUCGUAGCACCCUUCGACACACAAGAAAAGCUGAACAAAUUCAAACAUGAGCGGACAUCAGGGGAAUGAACCUUUCAACGACUUCAUUGAAACAGUGCAGAUAGGAACACGUUUUUGGAACAUACUUUCUCCAGAUGUAAUAUUAACCUACGAUUCCAGGACAAGGAGUAAGUUGUCGUCAGAUAUGAGUUUCACUUUGAUGAACAGGUCAAAAUUUCUUAGCUGUCAAUUGGAUCAUUUCAGGUUUUGAUAUCAAAUACGGCGAAAUAUUGGAUAAGAAGGGUGGGUCGGGAACUAUCACUUUGACAGUUAAAUCAAAAGGAGGAUCCAUGUACAUCAUCACACGAAUAAAAGGUACGCAUCGAACCGACGCCAUCUUGCCAUUUCAAAUAGUCGUCACUAAAUUUAUACUUUGAAAAAUAUUCUACUGUGAAUUAAAAUUUCAAAAAGUCAUCAUCGUCAUCGUACUUGAAGUUCUCCGAGUAGAAUCAAAUACGGCCAUCUCAUAUUCAAGUCAGAGUAGUAAAAUUGUAUUCGUCUUUUCUUUCAGGGGUCUACAGCGCACACAGUUGGUGGACUUGGCUAAGUACAGAGAGGGUUUAUAUCCGUUGAGACAGAGGCCUUAAAGCUGAUCUUCCUGCACACAUUUCAGUUCGUUUUGAUGCUAUCUAUUUGAUCAUUCAAGAUGGUAGGGCUCCUUUUCGCACAAAGCCGAAGUUAAUGUACACUGAGCUACAUUAUUUUAUUAAAGUGUUUGCAUAAUUAUACUGGUCGUGCUUCACUUGCAAAAAUUCUUAAUUUAAUGGCUAAAAUUCUCCAUAUCCUAGAAUCUUUAUAGAGGAACAUAAGCCUUUGGUUCCUCGGAGUUUCCGCAACAAUUUCUUAACUGUAAUAUGAAGAGAUAAUGCCAACAUAUUGAGUUGAGUCAAUCAACAGACUCCAAAUCGAUUUAUAAGAUUGUAGAUAAAUUUCUUUAGUUUCGACAGUAGAUACCUCGGCUGGUACAGAAACUACUAACUCUACUCCCUCAGUUUAAGCACUAAGGUUGAAAUCAAAAUGCCACAGAAGAGACUCUCAGGCGAUAAAUAAAAUCACGAAAGUCAGAAAUAAACAACUUAAAAUUAGGUAUAUUUAUUUCAAGGAAAUGCGCACCAAGAAAAUAUAUUUUCUCGUCUGCGCAUGAGGCCUGGCAAAUGCGCCUGUGAAUAAGGUCUCACAAACUCAAAAUUAUACUCGGUGGAAAAACGUUGCUCGUCAACUUUGAGAUAAAAGAUGGCAGGGUUUCAGGGACCGGAGCCAUCGUCAAGAUUUUGUGACAUAAUAAAUGUUGGAAGGAAAGAAAGAGGACAAAGAAUUCGACCUCAUGAUGUAACAAUAUUCUACAAGGUUAACUCGGGAAGAGGAGGUAAGUCACGGUUGAAAUGGCAUUCCUUACAACAUUUUGACGCCUUUACUUUGAGAAAAUUGUAUUUUAAAAUUAAUAAUUUUGUUUUUUUCACGUACUAGAGUUUGAAGUCCAGGGAGGAAUCAUUUUCGACUCGACACAGCGCUACGGACGACACACAAUAACAGUUGUUGCGGCGCGCGGAUACACAUUUGGCUUCACUCGUGAUUCUGGGGGCGGUAAGUGAGUCCUUCUUUGUACGUCGUUUAAGAGUGGAUUUUUGUUCUGAAGACUUCAUAAUUUGUUCCCAUAGAAUUUCAGUUCACCACUUCACAAGAUAACAUUUGGGGAGAAAGAUUGGACCGUGUGAACUUAUGAAAUCGAGAAAAUACUCCUUCUGCUUGAUCUUCUUCUUGGUAAGUUCUUUCGUUCGCUUUCGUAUCACUGGUUCAAAUUCGAAGGCAUUACUCUCGUUGUGCGUCAAAUCUUAUUUAACCUUUUGAGACCUAUGAGUGUAAUUUUCUUUACUUGGCCAAAAGAAGACAAAGAAAGACGCGCAUAGGAUGUCGAACAACCGCGGUACAAGCGUUAGAUUUAACGUGUCAGCAGGUCUGCUCUUCUCACUUUAACUAGUCAUUUCUGCUCUAGGCAAAUAAUGAGAGAUGUAUUUUCUUCUUCAUAGGAUCGCUCAAAGGGGACCGCAAUUGACAAGAGCUCGCCAGACAGUCCAUUCAUUUAACUUCAUUAAAACAUUUCACUGAGUUGUUAUGUGAAUAAAAAUCAUGUUGACUACAGUAAACAACACGAAACGUUCAUCCUUGUAUGUCUAUUGGUAAAUACUAUUGUCGCUAGAGCAUGAAUUCAACUCUGUAAGCCUUAAAAACGACAAAUCUCCAG